AUGGGAAAGUGUUGGUUUAUUGGGGUAUUGAUUGUGGUGGGCUAUGAGUGCUUGUUUGGAACUAAUGUUGGGGUAGAAGGGUACCCAAUGGAGGAUCUAGUUGUGAGGUUGCCAGGCCAACCCAAGGUUAAAUUCAGUCAAUAUGCUGGCUAUGUUGAUAUAGAUGUAAAGCAUGGGAAGAGUCUCUUCUACUAUUUUGUUGAGGCUGACCACCACCCUCACAAAAAGCCUCUAACACUUUGGCUCAAUGGAGGUCCAGGAUGUUCCUCCAUUGGAGGAGGUGCCUUUACCGAAUUGGGUCCAUUUUAUCCCAGUGGUGAUGGACGUGGUCUACGAAGGAAUUCAAAGUCUUGGAAUAGAGUUUCUAAUCUUCUAUUUGUGGAGUCUCCUGCUGGAGUUGGUUGGUCAUAUUCAAAUACAACUUCCGAUUAUGAUUCUGAUGAUGCCUCUACAGCAAAUGAUAUGGUUUUAUUCAUGUUGAAAUGGUACGAAAAGUUUCCUUCCUACGUAUCAAGGGGAUUGUUUCUUACUGGAGAAAGCUAUGCAGGACAUUACAUACCUCAGUUAACUACUGCUCUUCUUGAUUAUAAUACUCAUUCAACCGGUUUCAAAUUCAAUAUAAAAGGAGUUGCUAUUGGAAACCCACUUCUUGAAUUGAAUCGUGAUACACAAGCAACAUAUGAAUACUUUUGGUCACACGGAAUGAUUUCAGAUGAAAUUGGUAUUUCCAUUAUGAAUGAUUGCAAUUUUGAUACAACUAGUGCUAACUUAUCUAAAUCAUGCCAAAAUGCCAUGGUUGAUGCUCAAGACAUUGUGGGAAGUUAUAUUGACGAAUAUGAUGUGAUUCUUGACGUUUGUUAUCCAUCCAUAGCUGAACAAGAACUCAAAUUGAAAAAAAUGGCUAGUAAAAUAAGUUUAAGUGUAGAUAUUUGUAUGGACAGUGAAAUCUAUUUUUACCUCAACCUCCAAGAAGUUCAAAAGUGUCUCCAUGCUAAUCGUACCAAACUGUCGUACCCAUGGUCUAUGUGCAGCGAUGUUUUAAAUUACAAAAAUACAGAUCAUGACAUCAGUAUGCUUCCAGUUCUCAAACGGAUAGUUCAAAACCAUAUUCCAAUAUUGAUUUACAGUGGAGACCAAGAUUCUGUUGUGCCAUUAAUAGGUUCACGAUCACUAGUUCGUCAACUAGCUCGUGACCUAAAGUUCAACAUUACAGACCCAUAUAGAGUUUGGUUCCACAAAGGCCAGGCUGGAGGUUGGGUAACCGAGUAUGGAAAUUUGUUGACUUUUGCAACAGUAAGAGGAGCAGGUCAUAUGGUACCAUAUGCACAACCUUCUAGAGCAUUGCAUCUAUUUAGUUCUUUUGUGGGUGGCAAGAGAUUGCCAAACACAACUCGACUUUCAGUUGGCGAAUGAUAUAUUUAUGAAUGGAAAAAUGGGACGAUGAAUAUGCCAACUAUAUGUAGAACAUAUGAUAGUAAUAAAUUCUAUAGUCCAAUUGACUCUUACUCAAUUUGUAGAUUUUAUAGCUUAAAAAUAUGUAGCGGUGAAAAAGAAAAUAA
Cicer arietinum (chickpea) is the source of this 1559-nucleotide messenger RNA. Its product is annotated as serine carboxypeptidase-like 42. The record is from RefSeq and is a predicted model, not a curated record. Gene Ontology annotation, biological process: proteolysis. NCBI's taxonomy places the organism in Eukaryota, Viridiplantae, Streptophyta, Magnoliopsida, Fabales, Fabaceae. Gene Ontology annotation, molecular function: serine-type carboxypeptidase activity.